CAGAUGGCGGAACGGCAGGGCCAGCUUCAGCAGACCCAAAGCGAGGUGCUCACAGAGCUGGCCCAGUCCUUGGCGGCCGAUCGGGCCGUCUUACGGGAGCUCCUCGCCUCCGGGGGACGCGGCGAGGGACCCAGGGGAGCAGGACCCGUGGCCAACAUCCACGUCCCGAAGAUGGGGGAGGCGGACGAUGCAGAGGCCUUCCUGGAGACUUUUCAGGGGGUGGCCGAGGUCUCCGGGUGGCCUCGUCAGGAGUGGGCUCAUCGUCUCCUGCCGCUCCUGACGGGGGAGGCCCAGCUUGCGGCCCACAGUCUGCCGGCCGGGGCCCAGCGGGACUAUGGGACCAUCGCCAGGGCCAUCCGGGACCGGCUUGGCCUUUACCCGGAAGAACAUCGUCGCCGGUUCCGGACGCUGGCGUUCACUGAGGGGGACCGUCCCUUCGCCUUUGCCCAGCAGCUGCGGGACCAGGCGAGGAGGUGGCUGGUUCCAGACCAGAACUCGGCGGAGGACGUGGUGGAGCAGGUGGCCCUGGAGAAGUUUGUUGAGGGGCUUCCGGCCAGGACCUCCGCCUGGGUCCGGUACCACCGGCCCGAGAGCCUCUCCGCUGCAGUCGACCUGGCGGAGAGCCACCUGCUGCCCCACCAACGGCCCAGCGACCACCAACACCGGUCCCACGCACCGGUGCAGCUGCCCUACGACGGGACAGGCCAAGCCCGGCGCCGAGGGCAAGAGGGGGGGUCCCCGUUCCGGAGCGGGCACGUGAAUCACCUCCCACCCCCACUCCACAGACGGGCACUCAAACGGCAGGGGAGGGGUGCUGGAGGUGCGGGCGGCCUGGUCACUUCCGGCGGGAUUGCCCUCUAAUGGAGGUGGGCCAGGUCGUCCGCGUCACCGGUGCCCCGUCUCCUCCCCACGGUCCCGGCGAGGCGUACCGUAUCCCGGUGAGGAUACAGCGGGGUACGCACCAGGCGCUGUUGGACUCGGGCUGCAUGCAGACCAUGAUCCACCAGCGUCUGGUGCGGUCCGAGGCAUUGGUGGAGGCGUCGAGCGUUUUGACGGACGCGUCGGAUAGGGGGUUGGGCGCGGUCCUGACCCAGCAGGUGGAGGGGGUCGACCGCCCGGUGCUGUACCUGAGCCGGAAGUUAUCAGACCGGGAGGGUCGGUACAGCACGGUGGAGAAGGAGUGCCUCGCCAUCCGGUGGGCGGUCGGCGCCCUCCGCUACUACCUGCUGGGGCGCACGUUCACCCUCUAC
Molecule: messenger RNA, 1250 nt
Organism: Gadus macrocephalus (Pacific cod)
Lineage: Eukaryota; Metazoa; Chordata; Actinopteri; Gadiformes; Gadidae
Exons: 2
Coding region: 4-861 (285 amino acids)
Source: RefSeq, a predicted model, not a curated record